AUGUCCGUCAAGUGUCGAGAAGAUCUAUUUCCUAAUGAUGGUGCUUUCAGGAGCUACGUGGUGGUAGCAGUGGCAGGUCUCCUGUUGGCACUCAUCUAUCCUCUAAAUCGCUCUGUAUCACUCACGGUCGACUCCUGUGACCGUGUCAUCGUCCAGAUCAUUGCCAGCGAUUCUCCACUAAUGACGAUGAUUGAACGCCUUCACACGAUUGGGAAUCUCCUUUUUGCCAUUGUGAUUCCGAUGUCACUCCUCGUGUUCAUGACGGUAUCAGUGGUGUGGAAACUUCUGCUGCGGAAGUCUGAAUUCCCGCAUUCGUCGCAUUUCACGUCUGAGAAGCGAUGCGUGACGAGGAUCACACUCAUCACGACAAGUCUCCAGCUGCUGGCCGAAUUGCCUCCGAUCCCGGUGUUCAUUCUGGCGGCGAUCAGCGGGCCACGUGUUAUCAACGAGAUUCCUGUAUGCGUGUGGAACACCGUCGGAGUAUUUCUUGGACUUUGCAAUAUGAGCUUGUCGUUCUUCGUCUACUUCACCUUAUCACAGAAAUUCCGUCAAAUGGUCUGCGAUCGCCUUCGAGAGCUUUCAUCGCGUUUUUUCCCGUGCUGUUGCUUGACGAGCGUGAAAUCAGGUUAUCAAACCGAGCCGUACAAUCCAAGGACGUUCCUCGGUGCUCGAAAAGGAAGUGAGUCUGAGUACAUGACGGAAACGUACUUGAUGGCCGAUCGAUCGCUGUCCGUACACGAGGAUUCAUUUCUGUGA
Molecule: messenger RNA, 756 nt
Organism: Ostertagia ostertagi
Lineage: Eukaryota; Metazoa; Nematoda; Chromadorea; Rhabditida; Trichostrongylidae
Source: the annotation of a GenBank genome assembly